Parus major (Great Tit) is the source of this 1811-nucleotide messenger RNA. Its product is annotated as C-type lectin domain family 18 member A-like. NCBI's taxonomy places the organism in Eukaryota, Metazoa, Chordata, Aves, Passeriformes, Paridae. The record is from RefSeq and is a predicted model, not a curated record. The transcript has 12 exons. Bases 1 to 1302 code for a protein of 433 amino acids.
AUGAAGCUCUUGGUCCUGCUGCUUUGCAGCCUCCUGGUGUGGAGGGUGGGUGAGACGAGGUCGGAUGCUCCAGAAAAGUUGUCCCCGCUGGCUCCGGGAGCUCUCAGCACGAAGGAGACCUUCCUGGUGCUCUCACUGCACAACAAGUUGAGGAGCAAAGUGCAGCCUCCUGCUGCCAACAUGCAGAAGCUGGAGUGGAGCGAGGAGCUGGGGCAGUUGGCAGGGGCACGGGCAGCCAGCUGCCUGGAGGGCCCUGCUCCACCACCAGCCCCACAGCUGGGCUGGAGCGAGGUCCUGCUGCCGGCGGGCGCCGGAGGCUUCGGGGCCGUGCUGGAGCUCUGGUUUGCUGAGGGACAGCGCUAUGACUACAGGACGGGGCGCUGCAGCAGCAAUGCCACCUGCAGCCAUUACACCCAGCUGGUGUGGGCCACAGCGGGACAGCUGGGCUGCGGCCGGCACCGCUGCCCCGGCCCCCACGGAUCCAGCGAGGCCUUCGCCUGCGCCUACUCGCCAGGGGGCAACUGGGAGGUGGCCGGGAUGCCCAUCCUGCCCUACAAGCAGGGACCCUGGUGCUCCCUCUGCACUGCUGGCCUCUCCGGCUGCUUCAAGUCCUGGGACCACAGUGGCGGGCUCUGCGAGGUGCCCAGGAACCCCUGUCGCAUGAGCUGCAGGAACAGUGGGCACCUCGACAUGAGCAGCUGCCAGUGCACCUGUCCCCCCGGCUACACGGGCAGGUACUGCCAAGUGAGGUGCAGCGGGCAGUGCCUCCACGGAAGGUUCAGGAAGGAGGAGUGCUCCUGCCUCUGCGACGCGGGCUACGGUGGAGCUGAGUGCGGCACAAAGAUCCAUUUCCCCUUCCAUGCCUGUGACGUGCGGAUAGACAGCGACUGCUUCAUGGUGUCCCCUGAAGCCGACACCUACUAUGGUGCCAAAAUUAAAUGCCAGGAGAAAGGAGCGAUGCUGGCCCAGAUAAGAAGCCAGAAGGUUCAGGACAUCCUGGCUUUCUAUCUCAGCCGCUUGGAGAUGGGUAACAGGGUGACAGACACUGAUUUUGAGACUGGAAACUUCUGGAUUGGUCUCACCUACAAGACAUCCAAGUCUUCCUUCCGCUGGGAUGUGGGUGAGCCAUCCUCAUUCACCAGCUUCGCUUUUGGGCAGCCAGACAACCAGGGGUUUGGGAACUGUGUGGAAAUGCAAGCAUCAGCUGCCUUCAACUGGAAUGACCAGCGCUGCAAGACCCGAAACCGGUACAUCUGCCAGUUCGCCCAGGAACACAUCGCCCUGUGGCAGCGGGACCCCUGAGCUGGUAGCCCUGGGAACUGGCCAGCGCUGGCUGCUGUGCUGAACCUGUGGCUCAGGAGAACCCUGGUGCUGUGCCAAGCCCAGACCAUGGCUCAGGAGGAUCUCUCCACAGCUCACUUGUGCAGGGAAUGAGGGGCUGAGGGGACCCAUGGCACUGCGACCUGGCAAGAAAGGGCGUGCUGUAUAUGACCAUCCCUGAAACAGCAUCUUCUUCUGCCCCUCAUCUUCCUCUGUCACUAGCACUCUGCAACACUCUGGGCAGGAGACGUCCCUUGCAACAGCCAGGUACAAAAGCAUUCUCCUCCAAAAUUGGCAGCUAGGCUGUGUCUGGAUGGUAAUCUCAGUGUGACGAGGGGCCACGGGGACUCUUUGGGGGUGCAGACCUUGGCACAGCUCAGGGUGAGGACUGGGCUUGGCUCUGAGCCAUCGUCCUGACCUGGUUGAGAAUGCCCCAGCCUGGUGGGUUUCUCACCAUCACCUGGUCCUUCAUCGUCUGCCCGCUCAUUAAU